GGCGGCGGCAGCUGAAGCGUAGGGACGGCCGCGGUCGCUGCGCGGGGCUGGGCCCAUGGCGGCGACGGCGGUGGCGACGGGGUCCGGGGCCGCGGCGGGGACCGAGUCGGCCGAGCGGCCCCCGGGCCCGGCGGCGGCGCUGGAGUUGUGGCUCAACAAAGCCACAGACCCAAGCGUGUUGGAACAGGAUUGGUCAGCUAUCCAGAAUUUCUGUGAGCAGGUGAACACUGACCCCAAUGGCCCCACACACGCGCCCUGGCUGCUGGCCCACAAGAUCCAGUCUCCGCAAGAGAAAGAAGCUCUUUAUGCCUUAACGGUGCUGGAGAUGUGUAUGAACCACUGUGGAGAGAAGUUCCACAGCGAGGUGGCCAAGUUUCGCUUCCUGAACGAGCUGAUCAAAGUGUUGUCCCCAAAGUACCUGGGGGCCUGGGCCACAGAAAAAGUUAAAGGAAGAGUCAUUGAAAUACUCUUUAGUUGGACAGUCUGGUUUCCAGAAGACAUCAAGAUCCGAGAUGCCUAUCAGAUGCUAAAGAAACAAGGAAUUAUAAAACAAGACCCUAAGCUACCAGUGGAUAAAAUCUUACCCCCGCCUUCCCCCUGGCCCAAGAGCUCGAUCUUUGAUGCUGAUGAAGAAAAGUCAAAGCUUCUGACAAGGCUUCUGAAGAGCAACCACCCUGAGGAUCUUCAGGCUGCAAACCGGCUGAUCAAGAAUUUGGUCAAGGAGGAACAAGAAAAAUCAGAGAAGGUGUCCAGGAGAGUGAGUGCCGUGGAGGAAGUGCGAAGCCAUGUGAAGGUGCUGCAGGAGAUGCUGAGCGUGUACCGCAGGCCGGGGCAGGCCCCGCCAGACCAGGAGGCCCUGCAGGUCGUGUAUGAAAGGUGUGAAAAGCUGCGACCUACCCUGUUCCGGCUGGCAAGUGACACCACUGAUGAUGACGAUGCUCUUGCCGAGAUUCUCCAAGCAAAUGAUCUCCUCACCCAAGGAGUUCUGCUGUACAAACAGGUGAUGGAGGGCCGUGUCACCUUUGGAAACACAGUGACCAGCUCAGUGGGAGACAUACCUGUCUCCAGAGUCUUUCAGAAUCCAACUGGCUGCAUGAAAAACUGUACCCUGAUUGACUUAGAGGUGGAUGAUGGAUCUGAGCAGGCUGGGACUGUGGCACCAUCUUUGCUUCAUCAAGACCUGGCAGCCUUGGGAAUUGGUGAUGCUCCUGUUACGAAUAAGGUUGCUGUUCCGAAUUGCUAUAAGGAAAAGAGGAAUCCCUCUGCCAGCACACUGCCAGGUGGUGGCAUUCAGAGCCCUUCUGCGGACCGGAACUUGCUGGAUCUCCUCUCACCACAGCCAUCCCCCGGCCCUCCGAAUUAUGUCUCACAGAAAAGUAUCCCCAAGGAAGUGCCACCAGGUACUAAGUCCUCCCCAGGUUGGUCCUGGGAGACUGGCCCAUUGGCUUCUUGCCCAUCUUCACAGAAUACGCCUCUGGCUCAGGUGUUUGUCCCUUUGGAGUCUGUUAAGCCCAGCAGCCUGCCACCUCUGAUCGUGUAUGACCGCAAUGGAUUCAGAAUUCUGCUCCACUUCUCCCAGACUGGGGCCCCUGGCCACCCCGAGGUGCAGGUGUUACUCUUGACCAUGAUGAGCACUGCUACUCAGCCUGUCUGGGACAUCAUGUUUCAGGUGGCUGUGCCAAAGUCAAUGAGAGUGAAGCUGCAGCCGGCAUCCAGCUCCAAGCUUCCUGCAUUCAGUCCUUUGAUGCCUCCAGCUGUGAUAUCUCAGAUGCUGCUGCUUGACAAUCCACAUAAAGAACCUAUCCGGUUACGGUAUAAGCUGACAUUCAACCAAGGUGGGCAGCCUUUCAGUGAAGUAGGAGAAGUGAAAGACUUUCCAGACCUGGCUGUCUUGGGUGCAGCCUAACUUUUCACAAGACGGACCCUUCAGUUCAAGCUUAGGCCAGCGUUACUUUGCUGUCUAGACCGGACUAAUCACGGUGUUUUAGUGCACAGUGCCAAGAGUUCUAUCCUGACAUCAGGCUCUGGAUGCUGACCUCUGACUUAUUCUGCAGAUACUGUGUGUGUGUGUGUGUGUGUGUGUGUGUGUGGGUGUGUGUGUGGGUGGGAGGGUGGGGGCGGGGGUGGGAGGGUAGAGCAGGGCUUGGGAUGUGGGCAAUGUGAGAAAUGCUGAAGCAUUUCUGAUAAUCAUCUCUGCUACAAUCAUCUGUUACUGCAUGUUAGUGGACACUGAUGUCCAUGCCUCAGGUUGGAGGUUUUAUAAGCCAAAGUUUUUUUUUUUCAUGUAGUGUUAUCUUUCCAUUCAUCCACUUUGUGCCUUGUCAGCCUUUGAAAGUCUUGGUUGCUCCCAGGCUGUUGUUCUCAGGGACCUUAAAAGGGACCUGGUUGGUCUUGGGGCAGAGAGUGUCUUCUGGGGCACUCUCUUCCAAGAAAGACCUUGUCUCCAUUUUCAUUAGAGAAUGCUGCUUGCAUGUGUUUGGGAAGAUCUUCUAAAUGGAAUACUUGUUGCACUGUUUCCAGGCAGGGGGCUGCUGUGAGACCAGAGGACCACACUUGGGGGACCAAUCAUGUCCUUCACCAUUGUGCCUUAGAAUUGCCCUUAGAUGGACCCUCUGGGCAGGGGGGAAAGCAGAUCCCAGGCCUUGUUCAGGCCUCAGCUUUUGUGGGUUGGGCAGCCAGUCUGGGCCCUUCCUCAGGACCCUCAUCUCCAUCCUCAUCCUCUUUCUACACAAUCAUCUACUCAGAGUUCUUUGAUUGUGACACCAUGUUAGUCAUUGUAAAUUGUAGCUCACAGGCCAGCCCUUGCCUGUUGACUUCACAAUCUAAGAAUCAGAACUGUGAUUCAGAUAGACAUGAAAAAGAGCUUAGCAGUGAUUUAAGUGGUGACUAAAUAUAGAAAGUCAUUGAAUAAAUACCACAUAGCAAAUGUACUUUGUGGAGUGUUGAGUAAGCAGAAGGUGCAAAGCCGAUUGCAUUUAGGGAUGGUAGGUCUAAAGGGAGCUGUCUUCUAGUGAGAAGUAAGGAAAACUUCAUAAAGGAUGUAGUGCCUUAACUGCCUUGGUAAAGAGAGAAAACCUGAAGAUAUGAUGAAAGCUGGAAAAGAGAUGGAUAUUAGUUACAUUUAUAAUCUGAAGGAAAGUUUCAGGUUUAUAAUCAAUUCAUACCUAGUGAGCUCCUACUGUGUGCUGGGAGCUCUGAUGUGCAUAUUUAACAAGUCCUGCUUGGCCUGAUCAGUGGGAGAAGGAACCGGAGUGAGCCUGGCUGAGCUGGUGCCGUGGAGGGCUUUGAAGUUGGAGCAGCUGAUGUGGCCAGGUGGGGUUCUGCCUCAGAAGCUGCAAGGCUCUGUUUGGAGCUCUUAAUCAUGUGGUAUUUUUACAAUCUGAUCUUUUGACUGCUGUGUAUAGUUAGAAAUCUGCGAACAUUAAUUGGUGGGCUGGGAACUGUAAAAGAUCAUCAAGAAUGCUAAUUUUUAAGCAAAUGUGGAAACACAUAAAGCAGAUAAAUGGAUGGGGUGAUUUCUUCAUUUGGCAUAAUUCUCAUGAGACUAAUUUGAAUGAAAAAUUACUUUCAUGCUCAAGUGUUCUAUCAAUACAUAACUUUUACAGGCUGUAUAGUUAUUACAUAAAGUCUUGAAGGAGGUACCCAUCACAAAGACAAUGUCUACCUGUGAAGUGUUUCCAUCAAAAUGGGUGAAUGAGAUGUACACAUAAAAACAGGCCUUGUAUCCUAUACUUCAAAGUGAACUCACAUUUAAGUACCUGAACAUUCUUCUGUUUUCCAGGAGACAGACUCCCGGUGGUAGUCUCCUUAGGUAUUAGAUUAUGGGUGAAAGGGGAGAAGGAAGGAGGGUGUCCUGAAAGUGGUCCUGGUUUAUGUAAUCAGUGCCUUCUAAUUGCCAAGUUUAGUGACCACUUAGAUCCUAGCCUUUAUCCUUUCAUUCACUCAAGUAAUUAUUGACCAACUACCCUGAGCCAGGCACUGUUGUAGGCACUGCAGAUACAGCAGUGACAAAAGUCUGUGCUCUCAAGGAUCUGCUGUUCUCUGGGGAGAGACAAGUUCGUAAUGUGCCUGCUGGAGAUUAGGCACAGAUGGACCAGGGUUUUCUCCUAUCCUGAGCUCAGCUAGGAUCUUGUUGGCCUUUUUCUUAACCUGUCUCUGUGAAUGCUUUUCUUCUUCUGUCCCUUAAAUGUGGUGGUUCCCCAGGGUCUAAUCCAUAAGACUUUUCUAGGUCUACACACUGAGGCCUGGUAGUCAGUCCCCUCCAAACUGGUAGGUGGGUUGUGUGAUAACCACUACCAUAAGAUACAGCAAACUACUAGAGAAGAGGGCUGCCUUUGAGCUAUUGCUAAAUGAAAAAAUAUCUUUGGGUCAUAGAGUUACAGAUAAAGUUUUCUUUAAAUUUUA
Molecule: messenger RNA, 4404 nt
Organism: Lemur catta (Ring-tailed lemur)
Lineage: Eukaryota; Metazoa; Chordata; Mammalia; Primates; Lemuridae
Gene: GGA2
Product: golgi associated, gamma adaptin ear containing, ARF binding protein 2
Exons: 17
Coding region: 56-1906 (616 amino acids)
Biological process (GO): vesicle-mediated transport; intracellular protein transport
Cellular component (GO): trans-Golgi network
Molecular function (GO): phosphatidylinositol binding; small GTPase binding; ubiquitin binding
Source: RefSeq, a predicted model, not a curated record